Eutrema salsugineum is the source of this 1651-nucleotide messenger RNA. Its product is annotated as cytochrome P450 714A1. Bases 1 to 1602 code for a protein of 533 amino acids. The record is from RefSeq and is a predicted model, not a curated record. Gene Ontology annotation, molecular function: monooxygenase activity; oxidoreductase activity, acting on paired donors, with incorporation or reduction of molecular oxygen; iron ion binding. NCBI's taxonomy places the organism in Eukaryota, Viridiplantae, Streptophyta, Magnoliopsida, Brassicales, Brassicaceae. The transcript is spliced from 4 exons.
AUGGAGAUUUUGAUGGUAGAGAUGGCCAAAACCAUUUGGUGGGUAGUAGUUAUAGGAGUGUUAGGUUUAGGGUUUGGUGUAUACGGUAAAGCGAUGGCGGAGCAAUGGAGGAUGCGGAGGAGGCUGACUAUGCAAGGUGUGAAGGGUCCUCAACCGUCGUUAUUUCGCGGAAACAUACCAGAGAUGCAAAGAAUUCAAUCACAGAUAAUGAUUAACUCUAAACAUUACUCUGGUGAUACUAUCAUCGCCCAUGACUACACUUCUUUUCUCUUUCCCUAUCUCGACCAUUGGCGAAAACAAUACGGGAGGGUGUACACGUACUCGACGGGGGUGAAGCAACACUUGUACAUGAACCACCCGGAGGUGGUGAAAGAGCUUAACCAAGCCAACACUCUUAAUCUCGGCAAAGUCUCUUACGUCACCAAACGCCUUAAGUCCAUUCUUGGCCGUGGCGUCAUCACCUCUAAUGGGCCUCAUUGGGCCCAUCAACGCCGUAUCAUCGCCCCCGAGUUCUUCCUUGACAAAGUCAAGGAAAUGGUUGGUUUGAUGGUUGAAUCGGCGAUGCCAAUGCUUAGCAAAUGGGAAGAGACGGUGAAAAGAAGAGAAGGAGAAAUGUUUUGUGACAUAAGAGUGGACGAAGACUUAAGAGCUGUCUCUGCUGACGUCAUCUCUAGAGCAUGCUUUGGGAGCUCUUUCUCUAAAGGCAAAGAGAUCUUCUCUAAGCUUAGAUGUCUUCAAAAGGCCAUCACUCACCGCAACAUCCUCUUCAGCCUCAAUGGUUUCACUGAUAUUGUGUUCGGGACUAAGAAACAUGGGAACGGGAAGAUCGAGGAGCUAGAGAGGCAUGUGGAGUCUUUGAUAUGGGAAACUGUUAAGGAGAGAGAAAGGGAAUGCACGGGAGAUCACAAGAAAGAUCUAAUGCAACUGAUACUAGAAGGGGCUAUGAGUAGUUGCGAUGGUAACUUGGAGGACAAGACAUCAUCUUACAAAAGCUUCGUGGUGGACAACUGUAAGAGCAUCUAUUUCGCCGGCCAUGAGACUAGUGCGGUUGCUGUCUCUUGGUGUCUUAUGCUCCUCGCUCUCAACCCUUCUUGGCAAACUCGGAUUCGUGAUGAAGUCUUUCGUUUUUGUAAGAAUGGUAUUCCAGACGCAAGCUCUAUUUCCAACCUCAAAACGGUGACAAUGGUUAUCCAAGAAACGUUGAGGUUAUACCCACCAGCAGCAUUUGUGUCAAGAGAAGCCCUUGCAGACACGAAACUUGGAAGCCUCGUCGUGCCAAAGGGAGUGUGUAUUUGGACAUUGAUCCCUACAUUGCAUAGAGACCCCGAGAUAUGGGGAGCUGAUGCAAAUGAAUUUAGGCCAGAGAGAUUCAGCGAAGGAGUAUCUAAAGCCUGUAAAUACCCUCAGUCCUUUGUCCCAUUUGGCCUAGGGACAAGGUUGUGUCUAGGGAAAAACUUUGGUAUGAUGGAGCUCAAGGUUCUUGUGUCACUUAUUGUGUCAAGGUUUAGUUUUACGCUAUCUCCCACAUAUCAGCACUCUCCGGUGUUUAGAAUGCUUGUAGAGCCUCAACAUGGUGUUAUCAUCAGGGUUAUUCAAAAUUGAGAUCUUAUAACAUAUGGUGUCUAGCUUAUGAUUUUAGUUUUUACUCCAU